Molecule: messenger RNA, 1245 nt
Organism: Haemonchus placei
Lineage: Eukaryota; Metazoa; Nematoda; Chromadorea; Rhabditida; Trichostrongylidae
Source: the annotation of a GenBank genome assembly
AUGGUACCGAUUCUUCCUGUUCCAGUGGUGGUGCCUUCACCGACCCGUCAUAUACCACCUCCUUCAACUACGCAUGGCAGUCCACCUUUGGUUGUGCUUCCAACUGGCAUUCCCCGCCGUGGAAUGGUCUUGAACAAUACCGCUCCUACCCACCAUCCGCAGUCGCCUAAUGGGAUUCAUUCCGUUCCUCCUUCUCACCAUUCGCUAUGGAACACACAUCCACCCCCGGCUGGAACCAUGUUUGUGCCCCAUCUAAGCAAUUCAAACAAUCAUCCCCAAACACAGUUUUGGAUGCACCCGCCACCUGCUGUAUAUACAUUUGAUCCGCCAUCUGAAAACGGCUUCAUCUGGUCGAGCGCUCAACGACCGGAAAUGACCAUUCCUCCUCCACCGUUACCGUCAGCUCGUGCGGGAGAUCAGCUAGUCGACACUGAACAGCUCAUGAUGAAGCGAAAUGAAAUCAUCAAUCGCCUUGCUCCGCUUACAUUGCUAGAUGAAGAUGACUUUGAAGAUGGUGGUGUUGGGCAUGUAUCAUACACAGUUGCCUCUUCAGUGCUUGAUGAGAGAGGUGAACUACAUCCGGUAGCUCUAGUUAUGGGCCCACCGGCACUUGAACUUCCUCCACUUCCGGCUGCUAAUUUGUCGACAGUACCAUUACCAACGACUGCUUCUGAGGGGACCAUAGCUGUGAUUGGUGAUAUUGCUCUCGCAACCGGAUCCCGACCACGUGCUUCAAGCAUUCCUUUGGUGCAGUUCACCAGUGUCGUAACUGCUUGUCCUACAACCCUUUUUUCGACUGAAAGCACGCCAUCAGCCACUGUUCAAGCAGAUUGUACAACUAUGCAGCUCAAGGAUACGCUAAACCAACCACUUCCGACGCCCACAAUCCAGAGAAGUCAGGUGGUAGCACCAAUGCAUAUGUGUGCUGUGCCAGUAACGUUUGAUGCUGGAGUAGCAGGCGAGCGAAUUGGGACCGUUAUUCGUCCUGUUACAAUUGCUCACCCACAAGAUAUGGUAUCCAACAGUUUAGACAAGAUAGUAGACGUGAAGGAGAGGUUGAAUGAAGCAGAAGGGGCUUCAUCAACGGCUGUCAACCAGCAGCUACUUGUUGAGCUGCGAAUUGCUGAACGCGAGAUGGAUCUUCUUGAUCCUCGCACACAGGCUUCAUGUUUACUUCGUGAACUACGGCAGGUCGAUAAACAGAUUGAACAAAUUGAAGCAGCACGACCCAUUGAAAACUGUUAA